This is a messenger RNA of Thamnophis elegans (Western terrestrial garter snake), 713 nucleotides long. Its product is annotated as E3 ubiquitin-protein ligase RNFT1-like. Gene Ontology annotation, molecular function: ubiquitin protein ligase activity. Gene Ontology annotation, biological process: positive regulation of ERAD pathway. Lineage: Eukaryota; Metazoa; Chordata; Lepidosauria; Squamata; Natricidae. Gene Ontology annotation, cellular component: endoplasmic reticulum. The record is from RefSeq and is a predicted model, not a curated record.
AUGUCAACCUUUGAAAAGCUGAGUCAACCUCAUGCAUAUCUCUGGGAAUUGGGCUGCUCACAACUUUAUGUAUGCAAACAAGCCAUUGUAAACCAGGUUUUCCUAAGAGAAAGGUGCUCCAGGCUACGAUGUAUGUGGCUGCUUUUCCUGACGGGAUCAUCUGUUUUCAUCUAUUACACCUUCUACUCUCAGUCGCUUCAUUACAGCUUGAUCCUCUUAACUCCGACGGUGGAUUUUCUGAACUUCUGGGAGGUGCUCUGGAUUGUGGGCGUCACAGAUUUCGUUUUGAAGUUUGUCUUCAUGAGCCUGAAAUGCGCCGUUCUCCUGCUGCCUUGUUUUAUCAUGUCUCUUAAAUCCAAGGGUUACUGGUAUAUGCUGUUGGAAGAGCUUUGCCAGAGCUAUUCUAAAGUGGUUCCCCCUGUGUGGUUUCGAUAUCUGGUUGGCUUAAGGGAAUCGGACGGUAGCAUCGGGUGGAGUUUUGGCAUCUUGCUGGCUCUGCUGUAUCUUAUCCUAAAGCUUUUGAGUUUUUUACACAGCUAAAAAACUUCAGAAGGGUCUUACGGAUAUUUUUACACGGCCGAGCUACGGCGUGGUGGCCAGCAAGAGGCAGCGUGCCGAAGCAGACGAUCUUUGUGCCAUUUGUCAAGCUGAGUUUCAGAAGCCAGUUGUCCUCCUCUGCCAGCACGUCUUUUGUGACGACUGCAUCGCUCGUG